CCCCUCCCUCCCUGCCUCGCGCCCCGCUGUCUAUCGGCCUUUUCUCCGCCUUUCCAGCCUCGCUCCCCUCCCUCCCUCCCACACCCACCAGCCAUGACCUCCUCCACUGCCUCCCGCCCGGCCGCCGGCUCCAACUUCAAGGACAAGGAGAAGCCCAAGGAUGUUCGCCACAGCAACAUCGUCGCCGCCAAGGCUGUCGCUGAUGCCGUUCGCACUUCGCUCGGCCCCCGCGGCAUGGACAAGAUGAUUCAGAAGGCCGACUCCGAGGUCAUUGUCACCAACGAUGGCGCCACCAUCCUCAAGUCCAUGAACGUCCAGCACCCCGCCGCGCGCAUGUUUGCCGGCAUGUCCCAGGCCCAGGAUAUCGAGGCCGGUGACGGUACCACCUCCGUGGUCGUCCUGGCUGGUAGCCUGCUGAACGCCUGCGAGUCUCUCCUGGAGAAGGGCAUCAACCCCUCCCAGAUCUCGGACGGCUUCCAGUAUGCCUGUGAGAAGGCCGUCGAGGUCAUCGAGGACAUCUCCAUCCCCGUCGACCUGGCCGACCGCGAGCAGCUCCUCAAGAUUGCCACCACCUCCCUCAACUCCAAGGUCGUGUCCCAGUACUCCUCGGUCCUGGCUCCCAUCGCCGUCGACGCGGUCCUCGGUAUCACCGACCCGGAGAACCCCUCCAACGUGGACCUCACCGACAUCCGCAUCGUCCGCAAGGUCGGCGGCACCAUCGAUGACACCGAGCUCACCUCCGGCCUGCUGCUUCGCCAGAAUGCCAUCACCUCUGCCGGUGGCCCCACCCGCGUGGAGAAGGCCAAGAUCGCCGUCUGCCAGUUCCAGAUCUCCCCUCCCAAGUCCGACAUGGACAGCCAGAUCGUUGUCAACGACUACCGCCAGAUGGAUCGCAUCCUCAAGGAGGAGCAGAACUACAUUCUGAACAUCUGCCGCAAGAUCAAGAAGGCCGGCUGCAAUGUGGUCCUCCUGCAGAAGUCCAUCCUGCGUGAUGCGGUCAAUGACCUGGCCCUGCACUUCCUGGCCAAGCUCAAGGUCAUGGUCAUCAAGGACAUCGAGCGCGAUGAGGUGGAGUUCAUCUGCAAGAGCCUCGGCUGCAAGCCCAUUGCCGACAUCGACUCCUUCACCGAGGAUCGCCUGGCCCAUGCCGAGCUGGUGGAGGACUCCUCCGAUGGCCAUGUUGCCAGUGUCCUGCGCAUUUCCGGCAUCAAGAACCCCGGCCGCACUGUGUCCAUCCUCUGCCGCGGUGGCAACCAGCUGAUCCUGGACGAGUCGGCCCGGUCGCUGCAUGAUGCCUUCUGCGUCAUCCGGUGCCUGGUCAAGAAGCGCGCCCUCAUCCCCGGUGGUGGUGUCCCGGAGAUUGAGAUCUCCCAGCGUCUGUCGGCCCACGCCAAGACCCUGAAGGGAUCCCUGUCGUACGCGGUCCAGGCCUUCGCCGAGGCCAUGGAGAUCAUCCCCUACACCCUGGCCGAGAACGCCGGGCUCCAGCCCAUCGGCAUUGUCACCGAGCUGCGCAACAAGCAUGCCGCCGGUGAGAAGUACGCCGGGAUCAAUGUCCGCAAGGGUACCAUCAGCAACAUCCUGGAGGAGAAUGUCCUCCAGCCCUUCCUUGUGUCCUUCAGCGCCCUGAACCUGGCCUCUGAGACUGUCCGCAUGCUGAUGAAGAUCGAUGACAUCAUCGAGUCCCGCUAAAGACACAGUCUCGCGUGCAUACCACGUGUCCUGCUGGCUUGCCCCUUUCCUCUCUCUUCCUUUUCGUCCUUUCCCUACUUCCCCCACUGCACUCCGCUCCCUCUUCCCCCCUCCAGCGACAGACAGCCCUAGAUCCUCUCUCUCUCCCACUCGAGAAACAUCCCCCCUCCGGCUUGCUUGUGUGUGUAUCUUCCAUCCAUCUCCUUGGCCCAUCCUUUCUUUUUGGCGAGGAACCAAAACGGAUGAGGGCAGGGGCACCUGGCGGAGACCCAGAAGCGAGGUGAAUGAAGCUGUGCCUUUCAUCUCCGCCUCUGCCGGGGUCGUUUGCGCCAUCCCUCCUCCACUUGCUAUCGCCGCCCCUCUUCUCCCCUUGCUCACCAAGAGAGAGCCUUCACCGGCGUGUGCCUAAAACAGUGUGUAUGCACGCGCGCGCGCUGAGUGCUCCCCCCUUCCUCUUCCCCUCCAAAAUAAAUAUGUCCUUCAGA
Molecule: messenger RNA, 2177 nt
Organism: Fonticula alba
Lineage: Eukaryota; Rotosphaerida; Fonticulaceae
Product: T-complex protein 1 subunit delta
Exons: 7
Coding region: 94-1692 (532 amino acids)
Biological process (GO): protein folding
Cellular component (GO): chaperonin-containing T-complex
Molecular function (GO): ATP-dependent protein folding chaperone; ATP hydrolysis activity; ATP binding
Source: RefSeq, a predicted model, not a curated record